Messenger RNA from Loxodonta africana (African savanna elephant), 1122 nucleotides. It is a transcript of the gene MED29, whose product is annotated as mediator complex subunit 29. Gene Ontology annotation, biological process: regulation of transcription by RNA polymerase II. Gene Ontology annotation, molecular function: transcription coregulator activity; transcription factor binding. The record is from RefSeq and is a predicted model, not a curated record. The transcript is spliced from 3 exons. Bases 46 to 816 code for a protein of 256 amino acids. Gene Ontology annotation, cellular component: mediator complex. Lineage: Eukaryota; Metazoa; Chordata; Mammalia; Proboscidea; Elephantidae.
CGAGAGCCGCUCUGUGGCGCGCUUCCGGCGCGCUCAGCGAGGAAGAUGGCUGCGCCCCAACAGCCCCCUUCGACGGCUUCCUCAGCCGCUGGUGUGUCGGGCCCGGGCUCGGCGGGCGGCCCGGCUGCCCAGCAGCAGCCGCAGCCGCCGGCACAGCUGGUGGGGCCUGCGCAGAGCGGGCUUCUGCAGCAGCAGCAGCAGGACUUCGAUCCCGUGCAGCGCUACAAGCUGCUCAUCCCGCAGCUGAAGGAGAGCCUACAGACCUUGAUGAAGGUUGCAGCUCAGAACUUGAUUCAGAACACGAAUAUUGACAACGGACACGCCUGGCACAUGAGUGCCUGUCCCAGAGCUGCGACAGUGCCAAGCACUCUCCGACGCUGGUGCCCACAGCCACCAAGCCAGACGCAGUACAGCCGGACAGCCUGCCCUACCCUCAGUACCUGGCCGUCAUCAAAGCCCAGAUUGCCUGUGCCAAGGACAUUCACACUGCCCUGCUGGACUGCGCCAACAAGGUCACGGGCAAGACGCCAGCACCACCCACAGGCCCCGGGGGCACCCUCUGAGCUGGAGGUUGGGGAGUGGGCAGGCCUGGGGAAUGAACAAGUGGUAAUCUUAAGCAGUCUUGUCUCGGCCUGUUCUUCCUCCCCCCGGAGCCAGCAGGGGGCAGCAGCGGCCUGCCAGCAGAGGGCGGGGCGGGCCUCCGCUCCCUGUGCCCCCCUCCCCCACCCGGUGUUCCCCUCUCCAGCCCGGAGUGGACUUUGGACUGUGUGUGUUGAUGACCCCUGUUUCCAGGGGCCUCCCCGCACCUGGCCCUGAUGUGGAGCCCUGGCUGGGCUACUCUCCCUCUAUCUUGCUUGACUCUGUCCCAGUAGGGGCAGGGGAUGAUUCACUGCUUUUUCUAGCUGUCCCUCUGUCUCUCCUUCAUCUGUCUGUCCAUCUCUCUCAUUCUGAUUUUAUUUGGCCUUGCCUCUGUCUCUCUGCUCCAAUUUCCGUGUCUCCCCCCUGUGGUCCUGGGCCUCCCUGUCUCUCUUUUUUUCUAGUUUCCCUUUGCUAUCUCCUGCUGCCAAGUCCUAACAGAGACUCCAUGUCUUCAGAGGGGGCCAGAUUCUGGGAGGCUGGACA